CCUGCCUUUUCUGAGGUGAUAUUUUUAGGUUUAUUUUUCGUAGGCUAUUGAUAGCUUCCGAUAUAUUUUGGAAUACUACUCAUACUUAAGUAUUAAGUAGUAGAACUGUGUUAUAAUCAAGUUGAAUAGUUAGUUCUUUGUUCCUUGCUUGGGCCUAGCUUCCCACAAGUUGCUAGGUUAUUUACAGGCCUCUUAGAACUGAUUGUACGUUACCUGUAUCCUUCCAUGACACAAUUUAAAACCAAAGAAACUAUCAUUAGGAUUUAGUGAAUUUGAAUUACAGUAUGGAAGAAACAAACAUCGAAGACAGUGUUCAAAGUGACCCAGUUGAAGUCAGUGGGGAUAAGAGUACAGAAAAUGUCUCAAAUGAACCAUUUAAGAAACCUCAACUGAUAAUUGGGCCGCAGAGAGGUAAAAACGUCACAGGUAAAAAUAGAAUUUGUAGAGGUAUUGAAGAACCAGGCCCAAUUAAACAAACGCAAAGUGAAAUUGAAGAAAAUGACCAUAAAGAAAAACAAUCUGAUGAAAACUCAUCUCUAAAACCUAAUAAAGACCAAACAUCAAAUAAACCUCCUUCUAAAAUUCCUCCACUGCCCUACAUUGAACCCGAAUGGGGAGGACUUCCUUCUCGUGAAUAUAAACUUGAGGAACUGAAAAACGGGACGAUAGUCAAGACCUUAGAUCUGACACUGCGCAGUUUCCACGUUUUUGGUAGGCUGGAGAACUGUGAUAUACCCAUGCUGCACCCAACUGUUUCUCGGUACCAUGCAGUGCUGCAAUACCGAGCUGUAGCAGAUGAGGAAAACGACAUCGGCUUCUACAUUUACGAUCUCGGCAGCUCCCUUGGCACCUUCCACAACAAGCAGAAGGUUAAGCCGAAGAUUUUUGUUCGUGUCAAGGUGGGCCACAUGGUGAAGAUAGGCUGCAGUACGCGAAUGUUCAUCCUCCAAGGGCCAGAAGAAGACGAAGAACCAGAGUCAGAACUGAGCGUAACGGAGUUGAGACAGCAGCACAAGGAACGAUUGGCAGCCCUAGAGGCAGAAAAAUUGAGACUUGAGGCUGCAGAAGAAGAGAGAUUGAAAAUGGAAGAAGAAAAAGGCAUUGAUUGGGGCAUGGGCGAGGAUGCAGAUGAAGAAACCGACCUGACGGAGAAUCCGUACGCUUCAACUUUGAACGAGGAUUUAUACCUGGAGGAUCCGAAGAAAACACUACGAGGCUGGUUUGAGAGAGAGGGAGAAGAACUGGUCUAUGAUGUGGAGGAAAAGGGUUUUGGCCACUAUAUAUGCCGGAUAGAGUUGCCGGUGGACAACGGAGGUGGAGGAAACCUCGUGGCCGAGGCUAGUGUCAAAGGGAAGAAGAAGGAAGCGGUGAUACAAGCGGCAUUGGAAGCUUGUAGACUGCUGGAUAGACAAGGCCUGCUUAGACAGUCUACUCAUGAGAGUAAAAAGCGAGCAGCCAAAGAUUGGGAAGCAGUAGAUUUUUACGAUUCUGAUGAAGACAACUUCCUUGACAGAACUGGGCAGAUUGAGAAGAAACGACAAAAAAGAAUGGCACAGACUGGAAAACUGGAGACUGAAGUAGAAACUUAUGACACGUUGAGGGAGAAAUACGAAAAGCUAGUGAAGGAGUUAGAGAAUACAGAGCAUAGACUGAGCGACAUGCUGAACAUGGCUACUCACUCGGAGGCGGGGAGGGGAAGUGGAGAAACUGACGAUGAAUUGGACAACUACAUGAAAAAUCUGUCACAAACUCCAGCAGACAAGAUACAGAUCAAGAAGACAAAGGACGAAGUGGCUAGACUAAGAGUGGAGGAAGGCAGAUUGCGGAAGUUGGUAAACCUGGCUAAACCCACGGAACUUCCCAAACUGGAACCUUUUGUUGUGAAACCCAGUAAAGAGAAGAAAAAAGAACUUCCACAAGGAAGCAUUGGAAAGAGGCUUGUAAAGAAGAGACGAGGACCGCAGAUGGCAUUGCCAUUGGAGACUACGCGGCAGUCGAUGAAUGAAGCAGAAGAAGAAUUUGAAGAAGAUGAAGAGGAAGAGAUUACGGAAAAGAAAGUAGGAGGGAAAGUUAGGAUUGAAGAUGAAACAAUCCAACCAGAACAAGAAGAUCCAGUUGAUGAAGUUGAAAUAAAAAAGAAGAAAAAUAGACCAGAUAACAGAAAUAGACAUAAAAGAAAACACCAACCCCCACAGAAGGUUGAUGAGGAAGACUACAGUAACUGUACUUGGACUCCCCCAGUGGGACAAACUGGGGACGGGCGAACCAGUCUCAACGACAAACUUGGCUAUUGAACUAAGUGGAGUGGAGUGAUUAUUGUU
Molecule: messenger RNA, 2321 nt
Organism: Macrosteles quadrilineatus (aster leafhopper)
Lineage: Eukaryota; Metazoa; Arthropoda; Insecta; Hemiptera; Cicadellidae
Product: kanadaptin-like
Exons: 12
Coding region: 285-2294 (669 amino acids)
Molecular function (GO): protein binding; mRNA binding
Source: RefSeq, a predicted model, not a curated record